Molecule: messenger RNA, 1715 nt
Organism: Argentina anserina (silverweed cinquefoil)
Lineage: Eukaryota; Viridiplantae; Streptophyta; Magnoliopsida; Rosales; Rosaceae
Product: protein LAZY 1
Exons: 4
Coding region: 286-1440 (384 amino acids)
Biological process (GO): gravitropism; regulation of auxin polar transport
Source: RefSeq, a predicted model, not a curated record
CUUAUCAGACCCUUGUAUCAAUCAGAAACUUCCACUUCAUUCAGAAGUCAAAUAGAAAGAUCUUUAUAAGAUCAUUUUGUGACUCUUUAGCAUUCCCACCAUCUCUUUUUAUAUCCCAUCUUCCUUGCAAACUACAUCUACUUCUAUUUUUUGUCUUCAAUGGUUACUGAAUUAAUAUAACAUCAAGCCCUCAGAGACAGGUGAAAAUGAAGGUAAGUCUAACUCAUAACCAAAACAAUGACAUGUUAGUUUCAAUCUAUUUAACUUCAUCUUUGUAAACCAUGGAUGCAGCUAUUACAAUGGGUGCGCCAAAAAAUUCAGCAAAGUAGCAUCGAAUCUCUCAAGGAUCUCAGUAUUGAUAAUCCUUGUAUAUGCAUUUUGCCUCGGCCAUUAGAUGAUGAUGAAUAUGCCUAUACAAAGCCAACCAUCCGCUACGGAUAUGGAUCUACAUUCCAACAGCCAAGGAAGGACCAGACGAAAUUUGUUUCUGAAUCUGAAGACAGGAGAGAAGGAGAAGAAGCAGAAACAUCUGAGAUUGUUUCAGAGCUAUUUCAUGGCUUUCUCACCAUUGGAACUCUUGGCUCAGAAACAACUAUUAGUUCACCAGCAACACCAACUUUUGCAACACCUUUAGAGAACUUAACAGAGCAAAAAUCAGAGGUCACAGAAAAUGACUUGAAGCUCAUCAGCUAUGAGCUAGAGAGGUUUAGUGAGGCUGAGACAAAGGAUGAAGGAGUAUGUCCAUCGUCAGCAAGGGAGAGUCAUGAUAGCACUAUUACACUAGGUGGCUGGCAAAUGGAUGACUCUGAAGAAGAAGAAGAGUACUGUGCAACAGUGGUAUGUCCCCUCCAAGGAUAUCUUCUUGGGUCCUCGGUUGAAUUACCAGAUUUGAGAACAGAAGCAAAGAAAGAAAAGGUAUCACUACAAGAGCUGUUUGAUAGGACAAAAGUGACUGAAAAUUUUGAAAAAGGUGAGAUAGACCCUAAGAAGAAACGCAAAUCUACCAUGGGUUCUAUGAAGAAGAUAAUAAAAAAACUGUAUGCCUCUUCCAAGAGCUCCACUUCUUCUACUAGAGGUCAUUCAACUGGUCCUGGUCAGGAAUCUGACUCUGUUUCAACCAAGAAGAAACCCCAUAAGGUAUUACGUAUGUUUCAAAGAAAGAUUCAUCCUGAAGGCUCUAUAGCUGAAAAAGAAUCUAUCAAGUCCAAUAAAUACAAGGACAAGAGCAACUACUGUGACGUUGGUGGUUGUAAUAGGAAUCUGAUGCUUAUGGAUUCAGAGAAUAGAAUGUUACCCCAAGAGCCGGUGUUAAAGGAGAGGACCAGACAAUGUAAGAGGUAUAUUGAGUUACCCCAGUACAAACUGAAUGGUAAUGAUUUGAUAAGAAAUGAAGAGCACUGGAUCAAAACUGAUGCAGACUACUUGGUGUUGGAGCUGUAGUUCCCAAAGUUGUAACAAGUCACACCGGCCACCUUCAUGAGGAAGAACGUGAGGGUUUGUUUGAAUAUUUCUAUAAGGUCAUGUACUUUUUUGUGAGUGUUUUAAGUGGUAAAAAGCAGGGGAGUACUACCGGACCUAUCUGGUAUAGAAGUGGUAAGUUGCAUUCAAAAAUAGCAAGGGAGUACUAGACAUGCCUAUCGUGUAUCAGAGUGAUGAUGAAGUUUGAGUGUGUUUAUGACAUUACUUGAAUAAAUCUACAAGUCUUUCAAUGGUUG